AAAAAAAGAACGCAAUUGAUAAACUGCGAUGUCUGUUUCUUGCGUUUCGAUUCUGUCAACACCGUUAAGACACAUUUGUCCACAAAUUAAUCCCUCUCACGGUCCUGUCUCUCCUAUUCUGAUCUCAACGGCAACAUGGCUAUUCUGAUGAUGGUGGGAUUGAGCCUAUUGGACUUCCUCGUUGCGGGCCUUUCCUUGUUCAUUGGCUUGGCCUUCAUCGCCUUCAUCGCCUCCAUUCUCUGUGCCGCAGCUUUGUUCAACAACGUCAAAGACGUUUCCUCCUGAAUCCUACAUUCAACGCAUCAAUGUGGCUGCCGUGUCUGCAAUUCCUUACAGGAGCAAGGUUACAACGAAAUCGGAACUGGGCUGCGAUUUAAAUUCAGGGUUUGUUCUUAUGCACUUCUUGGGGUUUCUAGGUGCAAAAUAGCUAAGGAGAUGUGACUUGCAAUUGAAGGUGAACAAUGCACUAAAGCUAGAGGAAAACCGGGAGUUAACUUGCACUUUCCCCUUGAGUUGCGUCAGCUGCUGCAAGCUUGUUGUAAUCAAGACCUGGAAAAGGUUGGACCAAGAGAGGCUACCUGCUGUAGCGAGUUAAGCACUCCAAUGGUUAUUUCUGAAGAACUGCAGCAAUCUACAAUAGAAAGUGAGGAAGAAGAAGCUAGCUGCAUGGGGAAACUUGUCACCUGCUGAAUCAAGGAAAGUGAACUUGGAAGGAGCUGCUGCAUCAAAGCUGACCUGUUGUAAGAAGUAGAAACAACUUGUAAUCAUAGGUUAAGCCAGUUUUAUAGGUAGCUAGGUAUAUAUAGGAUUUUUCUGAACUUAAUUAAGAGUCUGGAGUUUUCAAGAGUUAGAAGCUUGGGCAAAACAAGAUAAAUCAAAGGCUGGUAAUGUGAAGUGAAGAUAUGCACAAUCUGCAGAGUUCAUUUUCUACAUUUGUGACGUAACUUUUCUCUGAAUUUACAAGUAUCUUUGGACUACAUAGCUAGCUACAGUGAAUUGUAAUUCAGAAACGCAGCUAUCUUACUCUCUCAAUCUUUCUAGCAGUGCUCUGUUAGGGUUUAACCCCAAUCUUGAUCCAGUGAGCUCAGUCUCGUUUUCUUGCUCCAUCUUUUUGGCCUAUCCUUAGAACUGUUGUGCUCACUAUUUGCAUAUCGAAGUUUUCUGCUAGCUCUUUCCAGAUGUGAGAAAUCCUCGUGGUCAACAAGGAGAUGGUGAUUCCGCUGCAUAGCAUGUCUGGGCUGGAUUCCGUUUAAUUGAACUUUCUCUUAGGGCUACGACCCAUGUAUUGACUUGUCCUUUAAAUCUCUUUUUGAUUUCUGUUGGACUUUGUAUCUUGUCUUGUUUGGGCAUCAUAGUGUGCCUUGGAUAUUGUAAGGAGUAAUGUUUAUACUCCAGGACCGCACUAUUAUAUUAUUCUGUGUGACACUUCAUUUAAUUAGGAUUUAUUAAUUAAAUGGGACGUUACAGGUAACGAGUA
Messenger RNA from Vigna unguiculata (cowpea), 1477 nucleotides. RefSeq names its product chaperonin 60 subunit beta. Lineage: Eukaryota; Viridiplantae; Streptophyta; Magnoliopsida; Fabales; Fabaceae. The record is from RefSeq and is a predicted model, not a curated record.